Messenger RNA from Agrilus planipennis (emerald ash borer), 1727 nucleotides. RefSeq names its product transcription factor MafB. Gene Ontology annotation, cellular component: nucleus. Lineage: Eukaryota; Metazoa; Arthropoda; Insecta; Coleoptera; Buprestidae. The coding region runs from base 113 to 1285 and encodes 390 amino acids. Gene Ontology annotation, molecular function: DNA-binding transcription factor activity, RNA polymerase II-specific; RNA polymerase II cis-regulatory region sequence-specific DNA binding. Gene Ontology annotation, biological process: regulation of transcription by RNA polymerase II. The transcript has a single exon. The record is from RefSeq and is a predicted model, not a curated record.
UAUUUCACCGUCGUCGUCGUCGCGAAAAAGCGUCGUCUCGCUAGUAUCAUCAAAGCGAAUCGAUUUUCAUUCAAAUUUUCAGUGUUUUAUAUGCCGCGAAACGCGAGUGCCUAUGCAGCAAACUUUGGGCACGAGAACCAUCGAACCUUCGAGGAUGGAACAGAAUGAGCAGCAUCUUGCUGAUGAAUACGUCCAGGGUUUUGAUCUGGAACAUCUCGGAGAUGUGACCGUCAAAAGGGAAGAAAAAGGUCGGGCAACCGCCGAUUCGGAAUCGUGGAUACCUGACGAGGUAACCAGUGCCAAAUUUUCCAGGACCUGGCCAGAAGAAAGGAGAAUUCCUCCGAUUUCACCAUCAAACGAAUCCAUGUACACACCUCAACCCGUACUGAUGAAUAUGACGUUUAUAAAUGAUCCAUCUACUCCUCCAGACACACCACCAAGCCAAUCUCCGAUACCGUACAAUGGACACCCUGGAUUUAUGGACGAAGUUAUGUGGUUUCCUCAGAAUAUGCGGGUAGAUCCACAACCUCUUGAUCUUCGUCCAAAUAUGCCUUGUAUGGGAAAUCCAGUCGACUGGGAUCGACGAGAUUAUGCCCCUUCUGUAUUAAGUGUAGAAAACCACCCGACCCUUCAAAUCCAAAAUCAGCACCAAAGACCUCAAAGUUGUAGUAGUGGCGGAAGUCUCGUUUCCCAACGUAGACAUUCGAGUAAUUUAACCACUAGUGAUUAUUCUUCGUGUGAAUCAUUAACGAAUCGAAUGCAACAUGCCAGCGUGAUUUCAAGUGAUUACAGUCCGUGCAGUGAAAUUCCACCACGAGGACACCAUCUUGGCGGUGCAACAAGCGAGUAUGGUUCUUGUAGUGAUUUAGUACCAAGUCGUAAGCAUCAUAAUAGCAUUUCCAGUAUCGAGCAAUCUCCGUUCGAAGAAAAAUAUGGACUUCUCGAUAAAGUCCUUGUCAAAUUGUCAGUAAAAGAUCUAAACAAACGAGUCCAGCAUCUUCCAAAAGACGAAAUAAAUCUGAUCAAACAAAGACGAAGGACACUGAAAAAUCGUGGUUACGCACAAAACUGCCGACACAAACGGGUCCAGCAGAGACAAGAUCUGGAAGAGUUGAAUCGCAGCUUGAAGGACGAUUUGAGGAGGAUCAAAACUGAAUUAUCAGCCAUAAUACAAGAACGUGACCAUUUGAGGCAGAAAAUCAUAUUGUUAAACAAAAACUUACAAGGGUCGCAAAUACACCACCUGAACUCCGAUGGGCAGAAUUCUCCGGAAUUUUACCUGUGACAGUACGCUCCGGGCAGAAGGACGUAGUUCUUUGCCCUCCGAAAGACACUCCUUUGGAACAACUACAGCAAGGAUAAUGAAAAGUGAGACUUGAGUGUAUUUGUGUACCUUAUGAAUAACACUUCGUGGACUGAUCCGCGAUUUGUUGCACUAUUAUUUUCCUCUGUUUAUAGUCUGUUACUGUUACAAACUCAAUUUUUUCUGUUAUUUGUUAUAGUAUUAAGCUGUCCCAAAGGGCAAUUGCAUAUCCUUCAUUAAUUAAAAACGUAAUGUAACUACGUUGGGCAAUCAUUUCAGUAUAUGUAUAUUUUUAUACAAUUCGACCUCGUCUCUCGAACUACGACCCUUUUGUUGCAUCUGCCAUUUCGACUUAACAGAAUGGUUGUGUUUUUAAAACGAUCGUUAUAUAAAUAUGUUAUUAAAAAUUAUUAUGUAAAUAAUA